UGGACACUGGUCAGCCGGGUGACUACCUCAUAAAAUAGUAGUACAACGCCAGACGCGGGCGUCAGCUAAGCGCAUAAACUACACGGUGUGAAUAACUUUCGAUCGGUUCCCAUAUUUACCUAUAUAAAAAAAAGAGUUUCUUUAUUAAAAAAAAAAAAUACAUAUAUAUAUAUAUAUAAACGUAUAACAAAUAAAGUAAAACAAUAUAAAUAUAAAUAAUUACACAAUCACAAAAUGCGGACGCAAAUGUUGUAUUUGUUUAUCAGUGUCUACGUUCUUGGCUACUGCGGAGUGGACGCGCUACUCUGCUUCGAAUGUAACAGUCACAACGACAGCCGUUGCGCCGAACCUUUACCACCGGAUGUCUUGAAGAAGGACUGCGCCGAGCACGUCGAAGGUUCGAAGUACACGAUGUGCCGUAAAAUCACUCAAGUGAUCGAGUUCAGCGUAAACGGACUGCCAGCUGACACCCGAGUUAUCAGGGGAUGUGGUUGGGACGAAUCGAAUUACAAGGGCAGAUGUUACCAGCGAAGUGGUUUCGGAGGUCGUCAAGAGGUCUGCUCCUGUACUGCCGAUUAUUGCAACGGGUCUCCGGUGUCGACGCCGAGUAUUUUCUUAUUGUCCGUUCUGCUCGCGGGCUCCCUAAAUUUUUUGCGUAAUUAGUCGGUUUGGAUUGAUUGGAAAAUUUGAAAUUUGAUAAAAAAAAAUAGCACCGGACAAAACUGAGGCCACAAGUGUCCUCCGGACUGACCAUGUUUAGACAGUUUUUUUUUGUUUGAUAUAAACUUAGAAGAGGAAAAAAAAAUUAUGGAAAAAAAAACACAAUAAUUGAAACAGAAGAGGAAAUUUCGGGUAACUACUGCUACUGCUGCUGCUGCUGUUGGACGUUCAACGCAUCGAAGACGAAGUAUCGAGUGAAAACUCACCCAUCAGAAUGUAAUAAUUCGACUUAAAUGGCUGUGCCGUUUUGAGCGAGUCAAACGAUCGAAUCCAUCGUAAUUAUGUAAAGUCAAUCAGAUUGGAAUACAAGAAGCUGCCAUCGGGAUACAGGAGAGUCUGUUAAACGGAAACACUCAUAGAUUAUUUUAUCAUAAUUUGAGUUGUUCUGUUCUUAUUUUUUUUUUUUGUUUCGUUUUCUGUCGACAACCAUAUUCAUGUAUGUAAGAAUUAAUAUAUUUCGUAAAAUAAUAAUACAUCUUAUCUAUGAACAUUUUAAGAUA
Athalia rosae (coleseed sawfly) is the source of this 1220-nucleotide messenger RNA. RefSeq lists its product as uncharacterized. The transcript is spliced from 3 exons. The record is from RefSeq and is a predicted model, not a curated record. NCBI's taxonomy places the organism in Eukaryota, Metazoa, Arthropoda, Insecta, Hymenoptera, Athaliidae. The coding region runs from base 235 to 663 and encodes 142 amino acids. Gene Ontology annotation, biological process: sleep; positive regulation of voltage-gated potassium channel activity; regulation of synaptic transmission, cholinergic.